UCAAAUUCCAUUGCAGAGCUGUCUGAUGAGGAAUUGGCCGCACUAGCGGAUAUCGUUCGAGAGGAAAUGAUACGGUAUGAACAGCCUCCGCAAUUGGUCGCCAUGCCACAGUAUGAAAUUAUCGACGUCCCAGAUGAAAUGCUCGAUAGCCAGGUAUAUGAGCCAUUUCCAAGGGAUCGAAGGGCAAUGGCACCGAUGGGAUGGGCCGAUCAAAUGAAUGAUGAGCCUGAGGUGAGUCUAUUUGAGCAAUACGUCGUAGUUCCCGAAGAGGCUGUGAUCGAAGCAUUGAAUGAAGAACGAGAUGAACAGGAAUUGAGGGAAAGAAUCGCGGAAAUCGCACAAAUCCUUAAUGAACGGGCAAAUCGACGAUCACGACUCUACUGA
This is a messenger RNA of Haemonchus placei, 384 nucleotides long. Lineage: Eukaryota; Metazoa; Nematoda; Chromadorea; Rhabditida; Trichostrongylidae. The record is from the annotation of a GenBank genome assembly.